Messenger RNA from Sordaria macrospora k-hell, 561 nucleotides. RefSeq lists its product as uncharacterized. The record is from RefSeq and is a predicted model, not a curated record. NCBI's taxonomy places the organism in Eukaryota, Fungi, Ascomycota, Sordariomycetes, Sordariales, Sordariaceae.
AUGAACGGCAGCGUUUCACAUGGAGAUGGAGAUGGGGUGAUUCUGUGUAUCGACCCCCGGCUGAUCAUGUUACCCUUGAAUGGAGCGGUCCCCACGCCGAACUUCGUGGACCUGAAUGACUGUAGUACUGUCGAUGCGAACGGCUCGGCCCGUUCUCCAUCUGUCGUCGAGUCACUAUCCACUUCUUCCGGCUUCUCGUCGUACGCCGGAAGCUCGGCCAAUAGUCCCUCUAGGGACGUCGGGUUCACCUCUCAAGAGCUGGAGCAACCCGAAUUUCAUGUGGCACACGUGCCCACCGCCCCGAGCGCUGGUGACACUAUGCACAACAUGGUAGCCACCGGCCACCACGGGACUCUCGAAGUGACGCCUGUGUCUUGGGACAUGGGGAACCCCAUGUCAUCCAAUGAGAUUGCUCUCCAGAACGACUUCUUCGAGACGCUCAACCAAAUGCAGUUCGAUACGAGCCAGGGCCAAGACUUCGGCCUCAACACCAUGCCUUCUAUCCCCAACCCCUCAGCGAUCAUGAUGCAGCGCAACGUCAAUCCCAGCUCCGAGACAUAG